Molecule: messenger RNA, 456 nt
Organism: Radiomyces spectabilis
Lineage: Eukaryota; Fungi; Mucoromycota; Mucoromycetes; Mucorales; Radiomycetaceae
Exons: 2
Coding region: 1-456 (151 amino acids)
Source: RefSeq, a predicted model, not a curated record
AUGGAGCUUUGCUCUAGUGUCGUGGAUCCGUUUCUGACAGGACUUUUCGAUGACCCUGAUAAUGGUGUCUAUCUGCGAUGGAUUGACGAGACCACCUUGACGGCUAAAAAGGCCGAUAUUUCCUCGAGGCCCCGUCCCGAUAGGUGCAUCACCAAGUCCGGUGGUGUCAAAUGGACCAGUAGCCUGGCUUAUGCUACCUUUUGCAAAGAAGCACUUGAUGAGCAACUUUUCAAAGGCAUAUUGGCGAUCCAGGUCAUUGGAAGAGCUGUGAUGUUCUAUGUACAUGCUUUACCGGGUCAAAGCCUAUAUACUCUGAUCUCUCUCGCGCGCGUCAGAAUUCCGGACAGCCUCGAAACUCUGCCCAGUAUGGUCACUGAGGUACCCGCUAUCCUCAAGGUCUUGGACGUCUUUGACAGACUUUGUGUUCCUGCGAGUCAAUCGGAGGUCAUCGCUUGA